AUGACGAUUUUGUUGGAUAUUCCGAACUUCUCUUAUCCAACAACUGUGUUAUCUGUCAAUGGAUGGAUUGUCAUCCAACAAAGAAUUGAUGGCUCACAAAGUUUCAAUAAGAACUGGCAACAAUACAAGGACGGUUUUGGUUUAUACAACGCCAAUUUCUGGUUAGGAUUAGAGAAAAUUUAUCAACUGACAAGCUCAGCUGGCUACAGAUUGAGAUUUGAAAUUUUGGUUAAAAAUGGAGCUUGGAUAUCUGAUGAAUACGACAGUUUCAAGAUUGACUCAGAAGAUUCCAAAUAUGCAAUCAAUGUUUCGGGCUAUAUUGGUGACAACUUGGAUAUUUUGAAUUGGAAACCUGGAGCUAGAAAGCACUUUCAAAAUGGGAUGAAAUUUUCAACUCCAGAUCAAGACAACACUCCUCAAUUGAAAAACUGUGCCAACCAGUACUCCUCUGGGAACUGGUUCAACAACUGUUACAUGCAAGAUGUUAAUGGAAUUUACGGUUAUCAUGAUUUGUAUUACACUGCAAAAUAUUCCUCUCUGACCUACUGCCGAAUGAUGAUCAAAUUGAUUUGA
Molecule: messenger RNA, 573 nt
Organism: Helobdella robusta
Lineage: Eukaryota; Metazoa; Annelida; Clitellata; Rhynchobdellida; Glossiphoniidae
Exons: 3
Coding region: 1-573 (190 amino acids)
Source: RefSeq, a predicted model, not a curated record